Ectocarpus sp. CCAP 1310/34 is the source of this 420-nucleotide messenger RNA. The record is from the annotation of a GenBank genome assembly. NCBI's taxonomy places the organism in Eukaryota, Phaeophyceae, Ectocarpales, Ectocarpaceae.
AUGCCGUCCGCAUGCUCCGGCUCCGCUGCUCCGGUUCCGCUGCUCCGGUGCCGCUGCUCCGGUGCCGUUGCUCCGGUGCCGCUGUGGCCAGUCCUAGCACGACCAAACUCGACCCGCUCCGCUUCGUACACGCUGUCGUUGCUGUCCUUCCCAGUCGGUUCCUCGCUUUCUCCCUCGUUGCACUUAGGGAUCUUGGUCUGAGAAUUCUCGCGCCAAAGGGUCAACCAGCCCAAUUAGCUCGUCACCACCUGUACUCUACUCCUUUGAUGGCAUAACCCGGUUACUGAGACAGUACAGCUCCCUCUAGCAAACCUAGGGCCGUUGCCCGUCCACCUUUCUGAUGACGUCUGCCUCCGCGCACAAAGAUGAGAUGGGCAUUGCUGCCUACAUCGACGGCCUGGAGGCCCGCGCAUCUGCAUU